This is a messenger RNA of Recurvomyces mirabilis, 1980 nucleotides long. RefSeq names its product Glycine--tRNA ligase 1, mitochondrial (gene GRS1). NCBI's taxonomy places the organism in Eukaryota, Fungi, Ascomycota, Dothideomycetes, Mycosphaerellales, Teratosphaeriaceae. Gene Ontology annotation, cellular component: cytoplasm; mitochondrion. The coding region runs from base 1 to 1980 and encodes 659 amino acids. Gene Ontology annotation, biological process: mitochondrial glycyl-tRNA aminoacylation. The transcript has 2 exons. The record is from RefSeq and is a predicted model, not a curated record. Gene Ontology annotation, molecular function: glycine-tRNA ligase activity; ATP binding.
AUGGCCACCGAGUACAAGACCCGUGCUGGCCAGCCUUUCGACCGAGCGGCUUUCGAAUCACUCCUUCGACGCAAAGUAUUCCUAUGGCAAUCAUUCGAGCCCUAUGGUGCCGUUAAAGGCCUGUUCGACUAUGGCCCUCCGCUCGAAAAUUUAGAGGCUGAGGUAAUUAACAUCUGGCGCGAUCACUUCAUCCGCCACGAGAAGAUGAUGGCGCUCAAAUGCUCCAUGCUCACGCCCUACGAAGUUCUCAAGACGUCUGGUCAUGUGGAUAAGUUUGCCGAUUUCAUGUGCAAGGACCCGAAGACUGGGGAGAUUUUACGAUCGGAUCAUUUGAUCAAGGAUGUUAUCGAGAGUAGACUUACUUCUGAUCGAGAAGCGAGAGGUGAGAAGAUUGAGGAAACUGAGGAAGAUCCUAAGUUGAAGAAGAAGAAAGCUAAGGCUGCGAAAGCGGCGGUCAGGCUCGACGAGGCGACGAAGAAGGAGUAUGAGCACUUACUCGCCACCCUCGACGAUCAGACGGGUGACGAUAUGGGUGCCUUGAUCAGGAAGCAUGAUAUCCGCAACCCAACUUCCGGCAAUGAAGUCGAGCCGCCUGUAUCCGUGAACCUCAUGUUCCAAACCCAGAUCGGUGCUACUGGCAAAGAACCUGCAUUCCUCCGCCCGGAAACAGCACAAGGCCAAUUCCUUUCCUUCCAGAAACUCCUGGAGUUCAGCGACGGCCAACUCCCCAUGGCCUCGGCCAGUAUCGGCUACUCCUUCCGCAACGAACUCUCGCCUCGCUCCGGUCUACUACGUGUAAGGGAGUUCCUAAUGGCAGAAGUCGAGCACUUCGUCGACCCACAAAGCGGUAAGCGCCACCCCAAAUUCGCCUCUGUCCGCGAUACAAAACUCCCUCUCCUCGACCGCAAGACCCAGAACGAAGGCGGCUCAACCCCGCAGAUCAAAACUAUUGGUGAGGCAGUAGACUCGAAACUCGUCGACAAUGAAACGCUCGGCUACUUCCUCGUGCGCAUCAUGCUCUUCAUGGAGAAAAUCGGCAUCGAUCCUGCCAAGCUGCGUUUCCGCCAGCACAUGGCGAAUGAAAUGGCGCAUUAUGCCGCUGAUUGCUGGGACUGCGAAUUGCUGAGUUCGUACGGCUGGAUCGAGUGUGUUGGGUGUGCGGACCGCAGCGCGUAUGAUUUGAGCGUGCAUGAGAAGGCUACGGGGACGUUUUUGAAGGUGAGGGAGCCGUUGAAGGAGCCGGUGAGGGUGGAGGAGUGGGUGGCGAAUUUGGAUAAGAAGAAAUCUGGGCCGCGGCUGAAGAAGGACCAGGGAAAGGUUGAGGCGGCGUUGAAGGGGUUGAGUCAGGAGUUCAAGGAGAAGUGUAGUUUGGCUAUGGAGAAGGAGGGGAAGGUCGAAGUGCCGGUGGAAGGUGUAGAGGGUGGGAAGGUCGAGCUCGACAAGGAUAUUGUCAGUUUUGUCAAGGAGACGAGGAUGGAGACGAUGCGGGAAUACACGCCCAACGUCAUCGAGCCUUCGUUCGGAGUUGGCAGGAUUUUGUAUAGUUUGAUGGAGCACUGCUACUGGACUCGGGAGAAGGAUGAGGCGAGAUCGGUCAUGUCCUUCAAACCCACCAUCGCCCCAAUCAAAGUCCUCCUCGUCCCGCUGCAAAAGGACUCCCGCUUCGCGCCCGUGCUGGCCGACCUCGAAGCGAAGCUUGACGACGCGCAGCUUUCUUUCAAGGUCGAUCAGAGUGGUGUUUCGAUCGGGAAGCGCUACUCGCGGAACGAUGAGUUGGGGAUCCCUUUCGGUAUCACCGUCGACUAUGAGAGUUUGGAGGGAAAGGGUGUUACGUUGCGGGAGAGGGAUAGUACAAAGCAGGUCCGCAGUUCGCUGGAGGAGAUUUUAGAUGCUGUUGUUGCUAUGUGCAAGGGAAAGGAGAACUGGGAGAGUGUGCAGAAGAGGUUGCCGGCUUUUGAGGGGAAGGUGGAGGAGGAGUAG